AUGCCAUGGCGAACCGGUGAACCGCACGGCCUCCGAGCAACCGCAAUGAUCUCCGUCUUCCUAUUCCUGGCUCUUUCCCAAGGUUGGUUUUUCUGAAUCUGAAAAAAGUCAACAAAGCCUCAUAAACGCAGAAUUUUCGUAUUUAUCUCUAUUUAGAAGCGUUUCCUGUUUGAAACUUUGUAAUAAUUAAACAGUUUUCUGCAAUUUCAAGGCUCAGGAAUGAGUACCGAGAGCUUUCGAAAUUAAAAUAAAAGGUUUUUUUGCCUUCAAAAAGUGACAGUUACUAUUGAAAAAUAAUUUGCACGACUUUUUCUUUUUUUUUCCUUCCGGUCUUCAUGUGAAGAUUUUACGCUUUUAAAACAAAAUAUGCAAUUUUCACCGAUUACUGAGCUUUUGCCUACUUGAUAAAUCGACUUACAGCAAUUUCCGCCUACGUCGUUGGCACUGGCGUCUCUCCAAAUGGAAACGGUUGUGUUGUCUGUGAACAACCUACCAGCCAAUGGGGUACCUGGUCAGAAUGGGCCGCCUGUAGUACGGCUUAUGGAAGUGCGUUUUUUUCCGAUUUUUUUGUUUAAUGGAGUCGAAUAGGCUAUCAUGGCGUCUUAUUACUACGCUUAUAACUUCUAUGAAUCGGGAAAAAUCAGGACUCCACGAAACCAAUAAAAAAACUUUAUAAUUAAGUUCUCGACUUUUUCGAUCCGAAGACAAAUUUCUCACUUUCUGGAAAAAUCUUCGACUCUCGAUUAUAUAUUUAUAUUCUAUUCAUAUUACAACUUUCAGCCCCAACGCAGUCAAGAACUCGAAACUGUCCAGCCGGAAACUGCCAAGGCGGUUCCAGCAUGGAAACCAAGCCUUGUGUCAUGUACGACCCACAGCCGACUCCAGAAUGGAACGCCUGGGGUGCCUGGAGCUCUUGCAGGUAAUUCUAGCCUCAUCGAAAAAGAUACGGUAUAAAAUAAGAGAGAAAUUAGUAGCUUGAAGGACAAUUAUUUGCUCGCUGCCAAUGACCUUCAUUCGCGAAAAACCGUUCAAAAAGUCAAAUAAAAGAUGAGGUGAGGUGAGAUGAGGCGAUUGGUUUUAGAUCAACAGCUCAAACUUGAGAUUUUUUUGAUUCAGACGUCUAUGAAAGAGAGAGAGAGAGAGAUAUUUUUCCUUUCCGAAAAGUCAUUCUGACAUCAUUUGAUAUAAGAUCUAAUUAUCGAAUCAAGUUAUCUUUGACUAAAAACCGAUCCAUUCCCAGUGCGUCCUGCGGAGGCGGAAGCAUGACCCGAACAAGAGUUUGCAACAACGGCUGCAGCGUUUGCCAAUGCGUCGGCUCUAGUUCUGAAACUCAAGUGUGCAACUCCCAGCCUUGCUGCACCUGGACCGCGGUAAUAACUUUUCGAUUGAACGAAAAAAAUCAAAGCCUUUUUUCAGUGGUCUUCGUGGUCGGCUUGCAGCACCUCAUGCGGCAACAAUGGUGUCAUAACCAGAUCCCGCCAAUGCAGCUGCUAUUCCGGGGUUGGUUCUUGAACAAAUAUUUGAUGCUUUCUCGAGUUUUGUAGACAUAAUUUAGAAAGUUCUGGUACAUGGAGUCGAUUCAGGGGUAGCCAAAGUUGUUAUACGAGAAGUCAGAAACUUUUUGAAAAAAAUUUAUGAAAGUUAAGGUUCUAAGAAAAGCUUUUAGAGGCCCUUUAGGUUUUUAAGGAUUAUUCAACACUAGCUGAACCUAAUAAUAGCCAAUCCGAGUCUGACACCUCUUCAAAACUUGUACAGUCAUUCCACAACCUUUAAAUAAUAUUGAGAAGCGUGAAAAAUUGUGACAGAGUGAAAAGUCCCCUAUCAAGAAAAAGAGAAUUUUAAAGUUCCAGGAACUUGGUGAAAAUAAGGAAAAAUCUCCAGUAGCUUAAAAAAAAGUAGGAAUUUUUGAAAUGCUUUCAGUGCGUCGGAACAUCGAACGAGCAGCAGCCGUGCUCCAACCAGCCAGCCUGUCCAACGACCUGCUCGACCUGUCAGCCGCAGUACAACCCUCCCCCACCGCCGCCACCACCGUGCACCACUUGCUCGGCUCCGGUCCCGCCUCCAGUUACGUGCACCACUUGCAACCAGCAGCCGACCAUCGCCCCAUGCUCUACUUGCGGAGCAGGAGCUCAACCUUUCUACGAUCCCUACGGAAAUGGACGCAAGAAACGCUCCGUCGCUAAUGCUUCCAAUUCCACUGUCCCUGUCUAA
Messenger RNA from Caenorhabditis auriculariae, 2211 nucleotides. NCBI's taxonomy places the organism in Eukaryota, Metazoa, Nematoda, Chromadorea, Rhabditida, Rhabditidae. The record is from the annotation of a GenBank genome assembly.